Ixodes scapularis (black-legged tick) is the source of this 2253-nucleotide messenger RNA. RefSeq lists its product as uncharacterized. The record is from RefSeq and is a predicted model, not a curated record. The transcript has a single exon. Gene Ontology annotation, molecular function: nucleic acid binding; aspartic-type endopeptidase activity; zinc ion binding. Bases 1 to 2253 code for a protein of 750 amino acids. Gene Ontology annotation, biological process: proteolysis; DNA integration. NCBI's taxonomy places the organism in Eukaryota, Metazoa, Arthropoda, Arachnida, Ixodida, Ixodidae.
AUGGCCGAGGCCGCGCUGGCCGACCGCUUUGACGUGGGUCGGCGAUGCCAGAGGAAAGGGGGGCACUCAUCGGUUCCCAAGGAUCGCUCACUGAAAAAGAAAACGUUGACUCCUGCCAAACCAAAAUCCGAGGGGACAGGGGGUAGUCCCAAAUCGAACCCCCCCAGGGUGAGGUGUUUCAACUGCCAGGCAUUGGGUCAUUUUUCCCGUAAUUGUCCCCAAAAACGCGUGCAAGAGGGAGACCGAGGUGGUAACCCCGUGGUGGGUACGGUCGGGACCGACCUGCAACGGCUCCAAGAAACUAUAACGCAGCUAGACGCAACCGCGCCCUCUUUUGAGCAGAUUGAGGGACGAGCUGGGAUGAGAAGGGUUGAUAUUUGUUGUGGUACGAAGACCAUAAAUGUUGUCAUCGAUUCUGGCGCCGAAAUUAGCGUAGUCCGAGAAGGGGUCGUGCCAGAGACAGAUGGGUCAUCGGGGAAGGUGGUGCUCACGGGUGCGUUCGGAAACAGCGUAAGCGCUGUUUUGAAGCUCGAUCCAGUGGCUCUCCCUGCGCACUACGUGGAGUACGCCCCUCGCGAAGUGCCGCUUCUAUGCGCUGUCACCGACCGGCUGGUUGCCGGAGUCGACAUGCUUCUGACGCCCGACGACUACGAGAGCCUAAGAGCAAACCGCGGGACGACCGAGGCCGGACACGGGUACCAACGGACCGGAGACGCGCUGCAUAACGAAGACGACGAGACUUCUCUUUCGAGCGAUGUCGCUGCGGCCGUCGGCGCGAUAGUCGGUGUUGAAAAUGUCGAUGGACUGGCUCUCGGACCGCUGUUGCCGCCGUUGUCGUCGCCGCGCUUUCGAAGUAGUCAAAUAAGCGACGAGACGUUAAAGAGUUCCUGGGAGCAGGCCGGAAGUUCCACCCACGGAAUGUUCGUGAAAGACGGGCUUCUGUUCCACAGGGAGGAGGUAAACGGGAAGCUGGUGAAGCAGCUAGUUCUGUCGCUGGAAAAGAGGCCAAAGGUCCUUGAGAUGGGGCAUGGCUCCAUGCGGGCAGGGCAUUUAAGAGAACGGAAAACGAAGGCCCGCGUGAUGAUGUCCUUCUACUGGCCAGGCAUGGCGGGCGAUAUCAAACGGUACUGUCAGUCAUGCGAGGCCUGUCAGCUUAGAUCGCCCAUUACAGCCGCUGACAGAGUUCCCAUCGCUCCCCUCGCGCGUCCCGAGGUGCCGUUCCAGACGGUGUUCAUGGACUGCAUCGGUCCGCUAGAGCCGCAGUCCGCUCGCGGACACCGAUAUGCGCUGUGCAUCGUUGAUGCUUGUACACGAUGGCCAGAGGUGGUCUGCCUCAAGUCUCUCACCGCCAAGUCCGCUUGCGACGCCCGGGUAGAGGUAUUCUCGCGCAUGGGCGUGCCCGAAACCAUAUGCUCAGACCAAGGCAGCAAUUUCACCGCGCAAGUGACGACACUGCUCCUAGAGAAGAUGGGCGCGACGCCGCGCUUUUCGGCCCCUGACCAUACGCAAAGCAACGGGUUAGUCGAAAGGUGGAACGGCACCUUUAAAAAAAUGCUUCACCACGUCAUUCACGAGCGCGGGCGGGAAUGGGACAAACACGUCCCUUUUCUCCUAUGGGCCUAUCGAGAGGUGCCGAACGAGACAACGGGAGUGACGCCGUUUGAGCUAAUGUAUGGCAGGGAACCUGUUGGGCCGCUGGCGAUUCUUUCCAAAACCUGGACAGGGGAGUGGACGGCCCCCUGCGGGCUGACGUCGUCGGCAGAAGACUAUCUCGUCGCACUGAGGCAGCGGUUCGCCGCCGCGGCGGACGCUGCCCGUGAGCACUCCAGCGCGGCCAAAUCCUCGUACGCCGGCUACUGCAAUCGGAACGCGAGGCCGAAGGCCUUCCAAGGCGGCGACGUCGUGCUCGUUCUCGGACCCGACUCCACCAAUGCUCUCCUGGGGAGGGGGAGGGGCCCGGCGGUCGUUGUUGAGCAGAGGAGGCCAUGCAGCUACCUGGUCCAGUUCGGGGACGGCUCGCAGAGGGUUUUACACGCCAGCAAAUUGCGACCGUAUCACGAACGAGUGUGCACUGUGGGCGUGAUUUUUGAGGGAGACGAAGAGUUCGGAGACAUUCCUGACGUCCCGUUGGAACCGCGUCCAGCGUCUCAACCUUCAGAUCUGGCCGGGGCCUGCGAGCACCUGGGGGGCAGCCAACGUCGACAGUUGGAACACUUGCUCCGGCUUUCCCGGGCGUGUUCAGUUCCGAGAUAG